UUUAGGAGCCAAUGAGAGAUAGUUUAGAGAGUUGCUGGUUACACGUGAAAUUUGUUCCAAAGCAAGAAUGAUGGUGGUGUCCGCACACGGGUUGAAAUCUGACAAGACGGGAGUUACUGCUCUAAACUACUAUGUUGCACAGGCGUCUGUUCGGUUACAAGCUCUGAAAAGCAGCAUAAACUUCAAUUCGGAUGAACAUAUAAUUUCAUAAGACGGUUUGCAACUUUAUGGACUGUUAAGUGGAUACAUCCUGGACAAGCGCAGCAGAUAUCUAGGAUAACCUAGGAGUUCACAUGCCCUGCUUUGUCAGACAUCCCUUACAGAUGCACAAAACAGAUGUGAUAUAUACAGUUAUUCUGCUUCAUUAUGAGUAAUGACAAUUUUCAAACACCUGUGAGCUGCGUCACUAGUACUGAGAAGGGAGCAACACAUAAGGAUGAAAGGGAAACCUACAGGGAUGCUUCUCCCGGAAUGACUGACAGCCAGUCUGUCCGUCCUGGGCUGGACAUCUCGACAGUGCCUGAGCCGACACACUCAGACGACACUGAUGCCCAUUCCAGCGGGAAUGACUCGGCCGAGAGGGAGAGCGAAGGACACAUGGGAAGAGACGCAUCCACCUGCAGCUCUCACAAUGGCAAGGGUUCAACCACAGAGACUACGGAAAGCAAGAGCUCAAAUGGAAACAGUCCAUCACCUCCUAGCAGCUCGGUGUCAUACAGUCUUUUGAGUGGCAGCUCGGAGCAGGAUCAUCUGACCUCCCAAGCAGCCAGUGGUGACCAGCCGGCCCGGCUGCAGACUCAGAGAGAGCUGCUGAAUGCCCUGCGUGAGCUAAAGCUCCGCAUGCCGGCGGAACGGCGUAGGAAGGGCCGAUCUAGCACCCUAGCCUCCCUGCAGUAUGCGCUUAGCUGUGUCAAACAAGUGCGGGCUAAUCAAGAGUACUACCAUCAGUGGAGUGUGGAAGAGAGCCAUGGGUGUUGUUUGGACCUGUCAUCGUUUACUAUUGAAGAGCUAGACAACAUUACAUCGGAGUACACCCUUCAAAACACGGACACUUUCUCUGUGGCAGUGUCGUUCCUCUCUGGUAAAGUUGUGUACAUCUCAUCCCAGGCGGCCUCUCUGCUGCGCUGUAAACCUGAAAGGCUGCAAGGGGCGCUGUUUUCAGAGCUGCUCGCGCCUCAGGAUGUCAGCACCUUUUACAGCAGCACCGCGCCCAGCCGCCUGCCGCCAUGGUCCUCCUGCGCAGGCACCACUUCACAGGUGGACUGUGCCGAGGAAAAGUCGAUGUUUUGUCGGAUCAGCAGAGGUAGAGACAGUGAUGGAGAAGUAAAGUAUUACCCCUUCCGUCUCACGCCAUAUCAGCUGACCCUGAGGGACUCCGACACGUCCCAACCUGAGCCCUGCUGCCUCCUCAUCGCUGAGAAAGUUCAUUCUGGCUACGAGGCACCUCGUAUUCCAGCAGACAAAAGAAUUUUUACCACCAGUCACACCCCAAACUGUCUGUUCCAAGAAAUUGAUGAAAGGGCAGUGCCAUUACUUGGUUACUUGCCUCAGGACUUGGUUGGGAAACCGGUGCUUAUUUACCUGCAUCCAGAAGACAGACUUCUUAUGGUGGCCAUUCACAAGAAAAUUCUCCAGUUUGCAGGGCAGCCGUUUGACCACUCGCCCCUGCGUAUGCGUGCACGAAGUGGGGAGUACCUGACCCUCGACACCAGCUGGUCAUCCUUUAUCAACCCCUGGAGCAGGAAGGUGGCUUUCAUAGUGGGGCGGCACAAAGUUCGAACUAGUCCAUUGAACGAGGACGUGUUCACUGCCCCGGAGGGCGAGGAGGUGAAAACCAUGUCCCCAGAUGUGCCGCAGCUGAACGAGCUGAUCCACAGGUUCUUGGUGCAGCCCAUUCACGGUGGCAGCUCACAGGGGUACGGAAGCCUGGGCAGCAGCGGCUCACACGAGCACCACCAAAGUGCCGCUUCCUCCUCUGAGAGUAACGGACAUGCUUCUGAGGACCAGAUCAAGCCUAGGAAACCAAUGACAUUUGAGCAGAUUUGUCAAGACAUGCACAUGGUAAAGGCCAGUGGACAGCAGGUCUUCAUUGAAUCCCGAAACCGACCACCAGCUCUCAAACAGGGUAGCUUAGAAGCACUGGCAAAGGCAGCAGACACAGCAGAGGCCUCUACUAGAGAAGGUCUGGCAGGUUUAGCACUGUCCAGUCCACCCAGGAUGGAGCUGCCCACCACCUACUCAUACCAGCAGAUCAACUGUCUGGACAGCAUUAUACGAUAUCUGGAGAGCUUUAAUGUCCCUGGUACAGUGAAGAGGAAGUGUGGCUCAUCUUCCUGUACAACCUCUUCUACCUCUGACGAUGAUAAGCAAAGGGAUAGGGAUGGAGGUGGAGCAACCGAAGACAUAGCAGAGACUCAUGUGGUGACUGAGGGGUCAAAGGUUGUCCCUGCAGCACCAGGACACCCCCUAACCCCUCUGGCUCUGCACUGCAAGGCAGAAAGCGUUGUCUCUGCCACUUCCCAGUGCAGUUUCAGCAGCACCAUCGUUCACGUUGGUGACAAGAAGCCACCUGAAUCAGACAUUGUUAUGAUGGAGGAGCCACCAACUACCCCAACACCUUCCACAUCAGCUCCACUCACUGCUGUUGCCUCUCCCAUGCCCGUGAACCCUCAGCAGACCUCGUCCCCCACUGCUGCUGUUCCUGAGAAAGAAAAGGAGAAGGAGAGAAGAGGUGGAACAAGUGCAGGAAAGGGCCUUACGAAGGCGGUGUUAUCCACACAUACCCAGCAAGAAGAGCAAGCCUUCCUCAACCGUUUUAGAGACGUCAGCCAGCUGCGGAUGGUCCAACCCAGCGGGCCACCACAGCUCAGAAGCACGUCUACACCUGGGACAAAAGUUGUGAAUAGCUCCCAGAACUAUCCUUCUGUGGGUAACGGCAACAGUCGUCGGCAUGGCAGAGGUGGGAAAAGGCGGAAACACCAAGUAGAUGGCAACAUUCCGGACAUUCCCUCCCUCUCUGGAUCUGGUCCCUAUAGAGGAUCUAAUCCUGCAGCAAUCAGACCCAACAUCCCCUCAGUCCAGCACUCUUCCACAUCUUGGCCACCACCUGCAGCAUCCCAGACCAGUGGUGCUCCCAUGAUGACCUCCUUUCCACCAGGCUACAUGCCCAUGUUUCCCAUUUCGUCACCCUUCUUGAUGCCUCAGAUGGGAACGGAUCCUUCCUUGCAAGCAGGAGUCCCUAGGUUCCCCAUGCAAGGCUUUCCUCCAGUGAUGCCACCAGUCAUGACCUUCAUGAUGCCCAACUAUAUGUUUCCACAACUUGGUAAUCCAGGACCACAGUUGAACCCAGCCAACUUGCAGCUCAGUGGGCAAAUGCCCGCCCAGAUGAACCCCUUGGGCCAGUUCCCUUGCUCUAUUGUUCAAAUGAACCCUGGUGAUCAAUCGUUCAAUCCUGCAAUAGGGCAAUUCAAUCCAUUGGGCUCUCAAAUGAAUCCCACUAUGCCUGCAGUGAUUCCCCAGCAGUUCUACAACCCAAAUCCUCCGUUCAUUUUCCCCAAUUCUCCAUCAAUGCCAGCAGGAAAUGCCAACACUACAACACAUGGACAGUCUCGUUCUAGCACACCCCAGUCCACCGGGCAACAGGCUGGUGAGAGGGAAGGGGCAGGAUCCCCUCUGUUUCAGUCCCGAUGCUCCUCCCCACUCAAUCUUCUACAACUUGAGGAAUUGCCUAGCAACAGAACAGAUGCUACGCAACAGACUCCACCCCCAGGAGGUGGCGCAACACAAGGGGGCGGGAUUGUGGUGCAGAAUUCCAGCAAUCGCAGCAACACCAAAGAUGCCAAACUAAACAACAGCCAUGAAGUCAAUGAGUCCAACCAGGAUGCCAUGUCGACCUCCAGUGACAUGCUGGACCUACUGCUGCAAGAGGAUUCCCGCUCAGGCACUGGCUCCGCCGCCUCAGGCUCUGGGUCGUCUGGGUCUGGGUCUGGGUCAUUCGCCUCUGGAUCGAAUGGGUGUAGCACAUCUGGAAGUGGCACAUCUGGAAGUGGCACAAGGAGCAGUAAUACUAGCAAGUACUUUGGAAGCAUUGACUCGUCAGAGAAUGAUCACACUCAUAAACCAGCAUCUGGAGAUCUGGAAGGGGAACAGUUCAUAAAGUUUGUCCUGCAGGACCCCAUCUGGCUCCUCAUGGCCAACACAGAUGACAAGGUCAUGAUGACAUACCAGAUUCCCAUCAAAGACAGAGAUUCGGUACUGAAAGAAGACAGAGACGCCCUGAAAGCUGUUCAGAAACAUCAGCCUCACUUUACUGAAGAGCAGACGAAAGAGUUAACUCAGGUCCACCCAUGGAUUCAAACCGGCUGCCUACCAAAAGCCAUCAACAUUACAUCUUGCACAGGAUGUGAAUCUCCCCCAGAUUCCUCGAUUCUUCCUCCAUUCGAUUUGGACUUUCAUGAGAUGGAUCUCAGCAUGGUUUUGAGAGAAGAGGCCAAACAAGAUAAACUUACCACUGCAGAAACAGCCUUUCCCUUGAGCCCCCCUUCAUCUGAUAAUGAACAGAAAGACAAUCAGGCCAGCUCGAGCACUUAGGAGUGGGCCAUGGAGGAGGUGGAAGUGACAUCAUCAGUGAAGGUGAAGCGGGACUGCAGACUGCUGGACAGUGAUUGGUUGUAUUCCUGCCUCAUAGACUUUCAGGACCAAGCUGAAUUGGGACCAAACUGAAAGUGUGAAAGAUUUAUGGUCUUUUAUCCUCUCAGAUGAUGUCAGUUCAAUCAGUAUAUCAAUGGCUUAUUUUUACAUCAUUCUUUGAAAUUACACAUAAUUUGUAGCUUCAUAACCAGGCUUCUGAACAAUAGAAAGAAGGGAAUAAAAGACUUCCUUUUAUUUUUAUAGCUUAAAAGGAAUAUGCUUUGAGAUGUUGCACCUGUUGCACGUGGAUGUUAGAGGAACAUUGUUGCACUAUAUUCUGCUUCCAGGUUCUUAUAAUUAUUCAUGAGGCCGCCUGGCCUUAUCCUAUGACAGGCACUGUUUCACAAUUAUUCAAGUAGUUCUUCAAACUGUGAGUUGAGUUUAUAGAAUAAUGGACAGCUGGACCAGGAAUUUACAGGUUAAUUUCACAUAUGUUUGAAAUAAGACAAGUCUGACACUCAAAGCUCUUUUUUACAGACACUAUGUGUCAGUUUUCUAACAGUUCUCAGCGGUUUCCAGGAAUUAUGGACAAGCGGAUGGGAAAAUUGUUUCCACUCUGACCCUAAAAGUUUGCUGGUCUGUAACCAGGAACUUGAUUAUUUUGAGGAAAUGUUGACUUCUUUGAUAGUAACGUUGCUUUUCAGUCUGUUGCUUUUAAUUUUAUUACAUCUGUGACAGGCUCCAGUUCUUCUGGUGGAGAACUGGGUCUACCACCGAAACUAUUUUGGUGGAAAAGGAGCCAGAAACAUCCAGAAACAUCUAAUCAUGUUGCCAAUGCAUUGCAAGCACGUUGUCCCAUUGUAUGAUAGUUACUUUCAAAUGUUUGUAUAUAUUGUGGUUUAGAAUUGCAAUCUUAGACAAUCAGAAUACGACGACACAAAAAAUUUAUUUUGCUUAGCAAAACCAUUUGCGUUCACGUACUUGCAUUAAGUAUGUUCCGGUCCAUGGUUUCAGCAUCACAAAUGGAAUUCUUUUCUGGUAGUGUUAAAAGAUUUAUUUAUUUGAUCAUAUUCAAAUAACUGGAUAUAGUUUACAAAAUGAUGUAUUUGAAGGUGUUUUUGAUACAAUUAAGUCCAUAACAUGUAAAUAAAUAACUGGCGGAGAAUUGUGUUGUGACCGUUCAUUUGCACUUAUUUUGAAGAUAGAUUUAUUUAAUACUAAAAGCCCUUGACAAUCCCUUUGUUUCACUAGAUGAUCCAUAGAAGCACAAGGAUAUGUGUACUAUUUUUAGCAUCCAAUGUCUUGUUCUUGUUCAGUUUUGUUUGCGCGGGUUUUUCAAAAGUCUUUCUGUGAAAGCAGACAGGCCCAAUCAGUUUACAUGCAGUACAGUUCUGUUUAAAGCUUCUGUUGAAUGUGCAGGAAUUGUAAAUUGAUUUUGUACAUUUGCCAGACCUUGAUUCAACAAUUUUUACUCAAACAUGCUUGAAAAAUGUAUUUUUCUGCUUUUAAACAAAAAAAAUAAAUGUUAUGUUUAUAGUAA
Messenger RNA from Megalobrama amblycephala (Wuchang bream), 6169 nucleotides. It is a transcript of the gene per1a, whose product is annotated as period circadian clock 1a. The record is from RefSeq and is a predicted model, not a curated record. The transcript has 20 exons. Gene Ontology annotation, cellular component: cytoplasm; nucleus. The coding region runs from base 367 to 4590 and encodes 1407 amino acids. Gene Ontology annotation, biological process: negative regulation of transcription by RNA polymerase II; entrainment of circadian clock by photoperiod; circadian regulation of gene expression. Gene Ontology annotation, molecular function: transcription cis-regulatory region binding; transcription corepressor binding. NCBI's taxonomy places the organism in Eukaryota, Metazoa, Chordata, Actinopteri, Cypriniformes, Xenocyprididae.